GUGACGUAAAUAAUGUGUUUUAUCGCAUGCUGUUUUGUUAUUAUAAUCACAAACUUUAAGUUGAUGUCUAUUUAAGAGAUGACAAUCUUCCAUGUGAAUACAUAUACUCAUUAAUGAACUUUGCUGUAAAUAACAAAGAACAUUGUCAAACUAAUGCUGCUGCAGACAAUGCCAACACAAGGCAUAAGAAUCAGUAAUAUUUCGGGAUCACAUGUUGGCAAUAUUUGUGCACAUAAGUCUAAGUUCUUCACAGAAAUAUUUGCUGUCACCUCAUUUAGAUUCCAACACCUAACCUAAAUAUUAAUCUCUGUACUGCUCGGCGCCAAAUUUCGAUAUGACUGCUGCCAGAUAUAUGUGAAAUGUUGGAGGUUAAAUAUUUUGGAAGUUUUCUAAAGGAACAUAAUAAACAUCAAUGUAUCGUGACAUUCAGAGAAGAUUUUUUACGCACAGAAGACCACAUCAAGGAAGUGGGGAAAUUUGCUGGGUCCAGAAAUCAGAUACAGAUACUAUAUUUGAUGAAUUAGCUGCAUUGCCUAAGCAACAAAAUGGAUGUGAACUUCAGAACAUAUCACGGGAUACAGUUUAUGAUAUUAUCACAUCUGGAGAAGAGGAUUUGCUUGACAUUUCAAACAAGUGGAGACCCAACAGAAAUAAAAUGAAGAAGCCCGUACAAGAGCGGAAUUUCGGAAACUAUAAACGAGACUCUUCUGUGAACAAGAGGAAGUUCUUCCAGACUAGAACUCCACAGUUGGCUACAAGGAUGAAAAAAUCAGAAAUUCAGUCUCGUUCUAAAUUUGGUUCCUAUACCAGAGACACAUCUUUUCAUGAAUCCUCUACGACCUCAAGAAACUCUAGUGUUCAAUGGAAACACACGAACCCAAAAUUCUAUUACCCAAAGAUUAUAUCAGAUACUUCUUCAGAUGAAGAUGAUGCCUUAUUUGAAGUGAAAUCUGAUAUGAAAAGAAUAAGUUAUCAGCAUCUUGCCACAUACAAUCCUCAACGCAAAUUGGCUGAUCAAAUGCAUAAAAAAGCAUCCCGAAGACGCGAGUUUAUACAAAAGUAUUACCUACAGAGGAAGGAUCGCACAAAAUCCGAUCCACCAAAGGAGAAAUCUUCAAAGCCUUUAGUUGAUAAGAUGCAAAACAAUGACUUACAGUUGCGAAAGAUCAGAUCCAGUCAUUCUGUGAAAUAUUCACUUCAUAAGUUUCAAGAAAGUAACUCACGGUCGUCAGACAGGAUCAGUUCCACGAAGGAAGUAAAUCGUGUUGAGACAUUACAAAGUAACGUGCAAAAACAAAUACUGUUUGUGAAAAAUAAAGUUUUCUCUGAAAGAAAGGUCCAGAUUGCAUCAGCACGAAAGAAAAACCAGGAAAUGGUGCCGUCCACAAAACAUAAUGACUUACUGCCAGAAAUGAGUCAUGUUAGAAAACUAGAUAAUCAAAACCAGGCAAGAAGGGAGAUUGAAUAUAUCAGAGCCGUACCUGAGGAUGAGCUGUCAACACCAGAUUUAAAUUUAUUGUGUUCAUGCGAAGAAAAUGAUGUUCAAGGACAGUUGUUAUUAAAUAAGAGUCUGUUACAUACCGAAGAAGUAAAUCAUUUAAGAACUACAAAAGCUUUAACACUUUUGUCAUCUAAUGAAGAACCCGCGAUUCCCUUUUCUCUAUCAGAAGAUAACGAUUCAGAAAUAAGUCACAUCACAUCACCUCCAGUCAGCAGUUCAACUUUCUCACAUUCACAUCUUCCUGAAAUAUGUUUCUCUCCAUCUCCAAUAAAAUCUCCAGCAGAAGUGGACAAGUCUUCAGCAUCUGGAAAUAAAUUUGAAAUGCAUACAAAUAAUUUACAUAUUUUACCAUCAGUACUACUGCAUAAUAUUCAAAAUGAGAGGGGAAGUUUAAGAAGGAUAAAAUUAAUGCAGAAGAAGGAGAAGAAUUCUGCUGAAAUGGGGUUUCCAAAUCCUAUAGGAACCAACAAGUGCUGGAUGAAUUCCUCAUUACAGGUUAUUUUUGGAAUGAAACCAUUUAUAGACGACACAGUCAACAUUUUUGAAAAGUCUAACAUUGUAGAUCCAGGAGAAAAAUAUUCAUUACUAAUGGAAAAAUUUAUUGGAGUAGUGAGAGCAAGACAAAGGAGAAACCAAUUACAGCUUCACAGAAACUUAGAACUGUUAUAUCAGUCUUUAGGAGUUCUGAAUGAACAUUUUACCACACAAAGUCAGGAGGAUGCAGUUGAAUUUCUCACCGAGUUUUUCAGUGCUUUACGUGAAGAAUUCAGACGACUGUGUCACGAUGAAGUGCGUGCCGCACUAGCUAAUAAGGGCCGACAACAACAUAGCAGCGGUAACAUAAAUGACAUGAAUAAUUGCCGACAAGAUAAAAGUAAUAUUCAACAGAGAAAUCCUGUCGACGAAAAUAUUAUUUUCAAACUUAAGGAGAUCCAUUCGUGUGUGAUGUGUUCUGAACAUAACAGCAAAGAGACAGAGCAUAUGACCCUAAUUGUAAAUAUUCCGUCGGAAGCAAGCACGGAAAUCACGCUGCAAGAAGCACUGGAAAGGUCCAUGGUGACCGAAACAAGAGAAUUAAGAUGUGUAAAAUGCAACAGUCAGCAAUGCAGAGUAAUGACUGUGUUCACUUUUCUUCCAAGGUUCUUAAUUCUACAUGUCAACCGCUUUAAAGUUCAAAAUAAUGUCAUUAAGAAAGUGCGUAAUUACAUGAAGAUACCAAUAACCCUCACAGUGGAAAAUGUGAUCAGUAAAACUGAAACCUUAAUGCCGUUGAAAUGGACAUCAGCUAAUCAUGAAAGAUUUUCUUGGUCAAAGGAAAGCAAAAUGAACUCCUGCCCACCGCAAAACAACAACGAAGGCAAAAAGGGCGUGGUGGUGCUUCAUGGGUUGGCUCUCCUGGCUUCUUCCGGCCAAGUCCUCUGGACCAAGUUUCAAUGUAGCAUGGAAGAUCCGAACGUUGUCAAGAACAAACUAGAGUACGCACUUAUUGGCAUCUUAUCACACAAAGGUGAUACUCCUAACUCUGGCCAUUAUGAAGCAGAUGUUUAUAACGUAAUGACUGGAAAAUGGAAUCAUUACAAUGAUGAAAUUGUAACUAAUGAAAUAGAGGAAAAAAUAACAGGCUCUUCUCGGCAAGAAAAUGGUUAUGGUUUCCUGUACAUGUACAAGCCACUUUUCAGCCAACUCGUAAAUGAGCGUACGGUUUCAAGAAACUCUGAAAAUCAAUGAAAAUACAUUCUAUUGUAUGAUGGCCAGCAUUUAAUUAUAUGUACUUUUAUUUGCAUCAGUCAUGUUGCAGGUUAUGUAUAUACAGAUGUUAAAACCUUGCAGAAUUUUGUACUGUGUACAAUUAUUUUUUUGUGAAUUAAAUAUAUUUUCUACAUACACA
Zootermopsis nevadensis is the source of this 3389-nucleotide messenger RNA. RefSeq lists its product as uncharacterized. Gene Ontology annotation, cellular component: nucleus; cytosol. Lineage: Eukaryota; Metazoa; Arthropoda; Insecta; Blattodea; Termopsidae. The record is from RefSeq and is a predicted model, not a curated record. Gene Ontology annotation, biological process: G1/S transition of mitotic cell cycle; protein deubiquitination. Gene Ontology annotation, molecular function: cysteine-type deubiquitinase activity.